GGGUCGCAGUUCGAUGGCACUUUGUUAAAGCACGGCUAAGAUUGUCGAAUAAAUAGACUUCUUGACGAUAAAAUAGCCGUUUGUAUUCUAUUUUGUGUUGAAAAUGUGGUUUACAAACUAUAUUUAAACUAUUAACGGAUGGUUGGCGUGCUUUUGUGAUAUAAAAAUGUAUUUUCAAUGCACCUUAGGAGCCAUUUUUAUUGUAUUUAUUUUGUGCGUUCAUUGUGAUAAUGCGGGUAUCAAGAAUGAGAUUUUGGAGAUUUACGUUCCGUCCGCGCCGCAAAACCUCACAGCAAAUAGAGUGACGUCAGACGAAAUACAUUUGUCGUGGGCCCCGCCAGCCACUUACACAAAACAUUUGCUGGACUCCACAGACAAAACGCCCAAAAGUGAACCGGAACUCACCGUUAUAGCCAAGAAGGAAACACAAGCAGACGCACCGAUCAAUGAAAGCACAGACCGAACUGAACCAGAAACAUUAAUAAAAACAGAACGGCUAAAAGAUGGUUAUACAUAUAAUUUAUAUAGAAACGAUAAGUUAAAGUACAAUGAUGAUUUCUCAGCUUCAGAUAUUUUAACGGAUAGCUACAGAAGCAAAAGAGAAUUACGAUCUCAUAGGCAUAGGAAACGAAGACAAAACAAUGCGACAGAUUCAACGCAUGAGAAGAGCUUGGAAGGUAUAGAGACGCAUCAGGCAUUUGUUUUGCCGAUUGAAGUUGUCAAAAAGUCAUUUAACCAGGCUAGGGUAGACAUAACACAAAUUGCGUAUGUUCUUUAUUACGAAGAGGGAGUCGCGAUUAGGAAUGCUACAAGUGAUGUCGUAUUUGUGGCUGGAGUUCCAACGUCUGCUGAUAUAAGAAGAAGGAAUGUAUUUCGCAGCGAUUUCGCAAUGGAUGGCUAUUUGAAUGCAACGAGGAAUUUAACGUUGCUGAAUACGUCAGGUGUGCCGACCAAGGUUGUGGGGUUUCGAUUGAAAAAUUUAAAACCAUUUACACCGUACAAGAUAUGGGUCCGGGCUUUCUACAAUUUUCAGCUGACAGGAGUGAAAUCCCAAGAUCUCUUGGAGCGGCUGGGCCCCCAGUCAGAGUCGCUGUAUGUGCUGUCUGAUGUGAAGCCACCCUCGGCCCCGAUAAUACUAAACCUCACAUGCGACCUGCUCAAAGGCAAGCUCUACCUGCAGUGGCGCCAACCGCAGUACUACAACAACUCUCUGGAUCAGUACGUGGUGACGCUGCGCAAACUACCGGAGCAGCACCCUCGCACGCACCUCACGCUGCCCACGACCCGCGACGACAUCGAGACCACCAUCAGCGUGAAUGUGGAACUUUGGAAUCUGACGCGAUAUGAAGUAAAGAUAUAUGCGGUGACAGUCUCCGUAGCUCGGCCGAACACACUCAUUAAUGGAUCUGAAUCGCCCCCUAAGGAGGUGUCGAGCUCGUGGUGCACGGCGUACUCGGAGGCGUUCUCCCCGGGCGAGGCGGGCGAGGCGGGCGAAGCGGGCGAGAUGGGUGCGGCGGUGCGGGGCGCGGGGGGAGCGUCCCUCGCACUGGCCGCCGUGGCGCUACUCACCGCACUGGCCGCGCUCAGUGCGGGCCUGUUGUACUGGAGAUGUCGCUCGCGGCUUAGCAAGUGCCUGAGCGCUGCGUACAACUACCUGGAAGAGGGCGGAGAACGCGGGGCGAGAGCGCCACUCAACGCGUACAAGAAGCCAGUGAACUGCUCGCCGCUGGGGUCGAGCGCGGCGGGUGCGGCGGGUGCGGCCGGCGAGCCAGAGGGUCGUGCGGGCCGGCCGCCGCGCAUGUGCGGCACACACUUCCCGCUGGUGCGCGCUGACGAGUUCCCGCGGCACGUGGCGCGCUUGCACGCAGACGGGGACAUCGGAUUCAGUAAAGAGUACGAGAUAGUGGUAUCAAAGUCGGCAGCACUUGGCCACACUAGCCAUCAUAGCUAUCGGCCCGAGAACCGGCUCAAGAAUAGGUACCUCAACAUUACUGCUUACGACCACUCCCGCGUGUGCGUGUCUGCGGGUGCGCGGUGCGGUGCGGCGGGCUGCGUGGGCGCGGGGCGCGGCGCCGCGUGCGAUUACGUCAACGCUAACUUCAUCGACGGCAUGCUGCCCGCGCUGUCUCCGGACCACGCGAGCCGCAUACUGAGACGACUCGAGCGCCGCGCGCGUCCGCACAGACAGCCUUCGGUAAAAGCCAGUAAGCCGCCCCCCAACUUGGCGGAGGGAAUCGAAUCCGCAUUUCUCAACAUCGAAUUCUCCGGCAUUGUGGAGUCAGAUGAGCAGCGCGACUCCGACAGCGAGUCCAGCGACGAUGACUCCGAAUUGGAUGAUGUCUACGUGGAAAUCAAUGGCGUGCCUCGGCAGAUAAAGUUGGAGUGGGUGGUGUGGAGGCGGCGCUAUAUCGCGACCCAGGGCCCCACGCCCGCCACGCUCGAUGCCUUCUGGCGCAUGAUAUGGCAGCACGACGUGCGCACCCUGGUCAUGAUCACCAACCUGGUGGAGCGGGGCCGGCGGAAGUGUGACAUGUACUGGCCGGCGGGCGGUCGCGGCAGCACGGCCCAGUUCGGGGACGUGCACGUCAUGUUGGUGUACGAGGACGUGCGAGCUGCGUACACCAUACGACACCUGCGGGUCACCACGGACAAAUCUAAAUUGCAGGUAAACGAUACAAACUCGGAAGGCGAGAGUGAUUCUGGCAUCGUCCGCGAGGUGGUGCAGUACCACUACACCGUGUGGCCCGACCACGGCACGCCGCGACAUCCACUCGCCGUGCUGCCCUUCGUCAAGGCGUGCUCCGACCCCAAGGUCGUGCUCGUCCACUGCAGUGCGGGCGUGGGGCGGACGGGCACGUACAUCGUGAUCGACGCGCAACUGAACCAGCUGCGGCUGACGGGCACUCUGUCGCCGCUGGGGUUCCUGUGCCGCGCGCGCUCGCAGCGCAACCACCUGGUGCAGACGGAGGAGCAGUACGUGUUCGUGCACGACGCGCUGCUGGAGUACGUGCGCUCGGGCGACACCGCCGUGCGCUACGAGCGCGUGCGCCCGCACCUGGCGCACCUGCUCGCGCCGCUCUCCGACACCGAGCGGGCGCGCCUCUGCGUCGCCGACACUCCCCGACAUGACGUCACGAACCCUGCCGAUGACGUGACAAGUGUUAUCAGCGACAAGACCGUGUUAGAAAAUGGGAGUGUGUCGAUGAAGACAGACGACAGCGAGCCUAGCAAGUCGGAGAGAGAUACAAACAACAGCAAAUCAGAAAAGGAUACAACUCAAACAAAAUCGGAUCGAGACAGAGAUUCGGUCCAAAUCAAGUCUGAACGUGAUAGAGAUACGCCUGUGAACGGGGAGGAAAGUGAAGGAGUGUACGACCUGGCGCCGCGCUCCACGGACACGUAUAGUAGGAAGAUGGCGGCUUAUAAUAGUAUGAGUGAAGAAGAGAAAGAAGAGAUCAGACGAGCGAAUCGUGUCGAGAACUACGCGCUACUGGAGCGGAUGCGCUCGUUGGCGAACAGACAGAACGUGGUGCGUGGCCCGCCGCCCGUCAACCUGCUGGAGAAACAGUAUCAGCUUAUUACCCGCUCCGCCGUAGAAGCGAGCGUGUGCGCUCGCGCGCCGCACAAUGCGGACAAGAACAGGGUUGGUGGCGUGCUGCCGUCCGACUGCGCGCGAGUCAUGCUCGUGCCCAAACCGGGUGUUGAAGGCAGCGACUACGUGAACGCGUCGUGGGUGUGCGGGUGGCGCCGCAUGCGCGAGUACGCGGUGGCCCAGCGGUGCGCACGCGCAGGAGCGGGCGCGGCCGAGCUGUGGCGCCUGCUGUGGGACCACACGGGCCAGCUGGUGCUGCUGCUGGGAGACCCGCGCCACGACAAUGGGGAAGUUUUCUGGCCAACGGAAGACGAGCGGGAGUUAUUUGUUGCUAACUUCAGAGCGAGCUUUGUGUCUAAAGAAAUUUAUGUGGCACGCAGAAGAAUAGACAGAAAGCCGAGUGAAUCACCCACGUCACCAGAAAUUAACGGUUACCGUCGCCAAGACGGCUCUGAAUGCGCCGACGAUGAACGACUAAUACCAGAAAACUCACCAGUAUCUAGUACCGAACCCACCUACCGCUUCGACCGAACCGAACUUCGACUUGAUUCGCUCAACGGACGAGAUCUCUCGGCGCGGAAAUCUAUAGCUAAUGGCGAUCUUUUUUCGUCUCUUACUGAGAAAAAAAAUGGACCGAAAUCCCCAAGAAGUCCUUCAAAGAUGUCCCUGAAAAACUUCAAACUAAGUUCUCCAACAAAAUUCAAGUUUCCCGACUGGGGAAAUAGGGCAGGUUCUCCCCCAGAAGAACCUCCCCCACCACCCCCAGUUAUACCAUCUCUAACUGUAGAAGAAGAAAUGGAACUUCAUAGGCCGUGCUACUACUUUGAAAGAGUAGAGUCAGUGCCAGAGGAUAUACCCUCAGACCGUUUAAUCGAAGUGACUAAUGUUAGUGUUCAUUCUUUACAAGACGAUUAUCAGUUAAAUGUUAAGUUUAUAAAGUGUAGUGAGUGGCUAUCGGGUGACACUUGUGAAUAUACAACCGGUUCGCCAGAUGACAAUCCGUUCGUGCGUGCGGUGCGGGAAAGUGACGGUGAUAGUAGAGAAAGUGCGAUAGAUAGACUCAUAGAGCCUUAUAGAGACUCAUUUGCGUUGAUUGAAUUCAUGUCGGGAUGUCAGAUGGAGUACAAGAAUGGACCUGUUGUUGUUGUUGAUGAAUACGGCGGAUGGCGAGCUUUGAGUUUCUGCGCGCUGAGUGCGGCGUGCGGCGGCGUACGCAACCCGCGUGUUCAAGAGCCGGGUGCGAGGCGGGCCGACGGUGCGGGCGAGGCGGCCGACGUGUACCGAGCGUGUGCGCUGCAGGCACAUGCGCGUUGUGCCGCACCCCGGGCACCCUUCCCGCCCUCCGCGCUGCUGGCGUGCUACUGCGCGCUCGCCAACUACGGGCCACUGCUCGCCGACGGUCACACUUGAGAUCCGGAAAGGAGACAAGUAUAUUAUUAAAAUACUCACUGAGUUGUACGAUCAACUUAGGGUAUAAAGUAUUAGUCGACCAAAAGGAAUAGAUUUGAAACUUGUUUCGAAUGAAUAAUGCUGGACUGAUAUUUGCGCUUUAAACAGUUCAAUAAU
Messenger RNA from Leptidea sinapis, 5158 nucleotides. RefSeq lists its product as uncharacterized. Gene Ontology annotation, molecular function: protein tyrosine phosphatase activity; protein binding. Gene Ontology annotation, biological process: protein dephosphorylation. The record is from RefSeq and is a predicted model, not a curated record. The coding region runs from base 167 to 5002 and encodes 1611 amino acids. The transcript is spliced from 22 exons. NCBI's taxonomy places the organism in Eukaryota, Metazoa, Arthropoda, Insecta, Lepidoptera, Pieridae.